Molecule: messenger RNA, 1273 nt
Organism: Electrophorus electricus (electric eel)
Lineage: Eukaryota; Metazoa; Chordata; Actinopteri; Gymnotiformes; Gymnotidae
Gene: tefm
Product: transcription elongation factor, mitochondrial
Biological process (GO): transcription elongation by mitochondrial RNA polymerase; mitochondrial transcription
Cellular component (GO): mitochondrial nucleoid
Molecular function (GO): DNA polymerase processivity factor activity; nucleic acid binding
Source: RefSeq, a predicted model, not a curated record
GCCCACGUUUCCCAGCCGGACAAAUAAUUGUUACACAAUCGAGGGCAAACUAAACAUUACAGACGUAAACAUUGUGCCAAAGUGACUGAAUAUGUGGGUUAUAACGCGUCUUCUGUCCUCUGUUGUCCUGAAAGGACCAUACAGGCUCAUAUGUGGUCAUCCAGGUCCUCUUCCCGGUUUCGAGCUCCGGUUCGUUCACUGCACGCGCCGCCGGUGUGGUCCGAUCCCAGCACCUGACGCGGUCGACAUGGACGCGCUCUACACCCAGGAGCAACGUGCCGUGAUCCUGCGGGUCCUGAACACGGCGCCGGAAUCCGAGCUCGUCACGGUCAAGCUGCUGAGAGGCCGGAAGGCGGCCAACAUCCUCGAGCACCGGAGCAGGCACGGGCCAUUUAAGGACCUGGAGAGCGUGCUUCACGUGCCUUUCCUGAAACACAGGAACGCCGUCGUGGUAUUUAACUCCAUCCUCAACCCGGGUGAGACGACUGAGAGGAAGAAGAGGAAGACUCAGCUCGUCAAGUUCAUCAGGCCAGAAAUGACCAAGGCGCAAUUAAAGGCCAGUUCUAUAGUUUCCAUUGUAUGUGGCACAAAUAAGAUAGCCUGGGCUCACAUGCAUCGGGAAAUGACAGUCCUAGACUGGCAGCAGCAAGAGUGUAGCAGUUUCAUGAACGGCACCUACAUGGCAUCCAGUUAUUUGGAUGAUAUCUCCGAUGUGGUUUCAAACCUCCCCCCCGCCGAUUUCUACGUGGUGGAGAAGACGGGUGUUUCUGUGCAUAACGUCACGCUAUUCCCAGUCAUGGCGCACCUGCGGACAGUCGAAGCCAUGCUCUUCGCCCUGCUGAACCAACGGCGCGAGGUGGGAGCCCUGCCCAAGGUCCUUAACAUGCUGCGCACGGCCGUGGGCCGCCACUUUGACCUGAUGGUGGGCGAGAGUCGCACGAGCGGCGCGCGGGCUGUGCGGCGGAUGAUGACGGAGUCGGUGACGAGAGAGGUGCCGCGCGUGACGUUCCCUAGAGAGUUGCUGCUGCGCUACCGUGGCGCCUUCCAGAUGAGCAGCAGGAGUAAAGGCGAGGAGCUCUGCGACGCGCUGCUCCAGGCUGUGGCUUUCUACGAGCUGCUGGCUGAAUGACAGAAGGCUGGGCAGGUGGGCGGAGCCAGUGGGCACGAGCCCAGCGCGGAUGCCGCGUUCUGAGUGACAGCAAGCCACCGUCCCUUGGCGAAGUCUGCAUGGUCGCGUUCUUAUUCUCGGCUACUGUGCUAACAAGUACUGGAU